Messenger RNA from Leptopilina boulardi, 1275 nucleotides. RefSeq lists its product as uncharacterized. The transcript is spliced from 2 exons. The coding region runs from base 1 to 384 and encodes 127 amino acids. NCBI's taxonomy places the organism in Eukaryota, Metazoa, Arthropoda, Insecta, Hymenoptera, Figitidae. The record is from RefSeq and is a predicted model, not a curated record.
AUGGCAAACAGGCAAACAAGGAACGACUCGCAGUAUAGCGGGAUAACGACAAGAGUGGGGAAUCAGGGCUGUAUCAAGCUCGCGAGCCAACCUGAUCCACCCCAUUCGCCAGUAUUACGCGCCGGCGAGCGGAUCUUUUUUUUCGUGAUCUCCUCUGGAUUAUAUCCCCGCGCAAGGGUUAUCGAAUUUCGUCACAAAUUUCUAGGAAGGGAGAGGCUUUUGUUCGAGAAUUCAUACCAUUCCUACGGUCCUGCUCCGACAAGCCGCCAAGGUGCGUGCGCACCCGCUGAGACAUCUUCGCGCCGCUUCCAACAACUGAAGGGGAGAUAUUCCAACUUCCGAACAUCCCCAUUAAUUAUCUGGGUCAUGGAAACUGCGUUUUGAAUCCGCGAUUUUUGUUGGAAACAAUUCAGCUGCUGGUGAAAAUGUCGCAUUGUCGUGAAAAAUGAGCUCAGUGCGCGAAAUACCUCCAUUUGUAGAAAAUUAGAAAUGCUCCUUGAAAAAAUUAUAUUUGUGGACUCUUCCAAUAACCAGACUCCUUCCUCACUCGCUUUAUCGAUGAACAGGACUGGCUCUUUGGUGAGAGAGCUGCGCGUUGAUUGGUGCAAUUGCCUGUCGAAACCCACUUUAGUGUUGGUGUUCGUGUGGUGCUCGUUUUGAGACGUAAAAUAUCUCAAUAUUCGUUUGUAACGCAAGUGAUUUUACCUUAUGUGUAUUCGGGCUGUAAAAUCGGUCGAAAUAAUUAAAAUUCGUGUAAUAGGCAAAUUUAUUUUCACUUGAAUUAGUAUCAGUUCCGACAAAUAAUUAAUUGGCGAAUAUUUUGCAAAAGCAGAUAAUCGGUUUCAACAUUUGACAAAAAAGGGAGUCACUCAUCCAUUUACAUACUAAAUUUUUUUUCCUAGGAGGGAAGUGAUUUUUUUUCUCUCUCUCAUAAUUUAUUUUCUUAUGUUGUCAUUGGAAUUUUAUUUUAUUUAUUCUCCUAUUUUGUGGAAAGGGGAAAAGUGAAAUUUUAAUUUCAUGGACAAUGCUGAAAAGCUGUUUCGCUAAAUGGAAUAGUCCACCGCCCCUACUUUUAUUCCCCCUUUAACUCCCACUCCAAUUUUCGCCCCCUAUAGGACGCAUUAGGAAACGUCAUUUUUUCCCCUUAUUUCCCCUCUUGAGCUCCCAUCCUUGGCGACAGUGAUGUCAAAAUCUUCCUUUAUUUAUGCGCGCAAGCGCAGUGUUCUGCUAUAUAUGCUAGAAUAAAACUUUUUGUUGAACAAAAAAAAAAUAAAA